Messenger RNA from Penaeus monodon (black tiger shrimp), 2506 nucleotides. RefSeq lists its product as uncharacterized. Bases 842 to 1795 code for a protein of 317 amino acids. The transcript has 2 exons. The record is from RefSeq and is a predicted model, not a curated record. NCBI's taxonomy places the organism in Eukaryota, Metazoa, Arthropoda, Malacostraca, Decapoda, Penaeidae.
CUUCAAAAUAUUGAAAGCAUGACCAGCGACAUUCAGACAGCAGUCACUUGCACCCUGUGCUGGGAAAUAUUUGCAACAGAAAUCCGGGAUCCGCUAAUCCUUCCAAAAUGCGGCCACACCUUCUGUCGGCAGUGUCUGCGCAAACUGAAGUCCAAGGGCGCCUGGCAUUGUCCCCUCUGCAGAUAUACUUAUACGGGCACAUCAGUCUCAGAAUUGCCAGUCAACUUCAUUGCUCUCAGUGUGAUAUCAGUCUUGAAAGAGAAGCGCUCUGAUGGGAAGAUUCAAGCAGAAUCUAUAAGGAUCUGAUCACUUCACUAGUUCUCUGAAUGGAAAACAAACUCCUUCCGGGAACUCUGCAGCCCGUCCGUCCCCAAGCCGUAGUAGAUAUAGAAAACCUCUACUGCUUAAACGUAUAGAGGCAAAGGAAAGAUUACAGUUCUCUUCGAUCUUCAAAUUUGAUGUAUCCUUCGAAGAGCAGCGCCUCAAGGAAAGAACGAAAACAAAUUCCUCAAGUAUUGUUAAAAAGUCUGCUUUUACUUCUCCCAAUACUGGACGGUUCUCUUUUUUUGCCCAAGAUGACACAUCGGGAUCAGCUCCUCCUUCUGCAUCUGCUAGUGCAUUGUCAUUUAGAUUUGGACAAACGAAGUCGGCUUUGGGUAGCGUGUCCCAAGCCCAUUGUGUGUGGGACAAGGUAGCUUCAGCAAGACCCGUGUCUUCAGUCUCCAAGAACACAUUUGAUCAACCCCCAUUUUUUGAGCCGUCAAUAAACAGACCUACUGUAUCUAGUGGUCAGUCUAAUGGUGAGUCUAUAUGGCAACCAAAGUAUUUGUCAGAGGGGUUUAUGAUUGCCUCUGGCUUCUCAUCUUUGGCACCGAAAGCUGAUCCAAGAGACAGGAGUCAAGAUCCAAAACUUUUGGAGUGCAACGAGUCGUUUAAUUCACCCUCCAGAUCUCUGCUAAAUGAUGUUAAUAUCAACACGGUUUUAAAUAAGAUGAAGUUAUUAACCAUUUCAAAAACCUCCACCACUGAAUCCUCGGGAAUGCAGAAUUUGAGUUCUGAAAUGGUCUUGAAACAGAAUAGAAGUUCUCCUGUGGAAACCCCUAAUGACGAUACUUUUUCCAAAGCAUCAACACCAGAAGAAUCUUUCAAUUUCUUUAGAAUUUCUCAUUUAGACCUUUCAUUAACAAAUGUUUCUACCCUCCAGAUACUCAGAAAUGAAAUACAUUACCAUCAGAAGAUACUAUGCAAAGAAUUUGGAUUAAAUGCUUCAGCGUCAGCUAGAUCAACAUCCACAAACAGUCCAUCUUUGGAAACCUCGGCCCCAAGACCAACCUCAACGCCCAGCGAUUCCUCUUCCAAAACAGAAGCAGCAGAUAACCUCAUCCCAUUCACGGACCCCAAGAAUUGUUAUUCUCUGAAGUUCAACCCCAUGAUACGAAACAAUGCAAAUGCACAUUCUUCUAGAUUUACGCCUAUGGACCAAAGGAUGGCCAUUCUGACUACAUUCCAGAAGCUCAACAGCGAAACGGGAUACUAUGAAAUUAUCACAUCCAAAGGAUUUCUUGGCAGUAAGCCUAGUGUGCAUAGGGUUAGAAAAACAUCGAGGAUACAACAUAACAAGAAAAAGAUAAAUUGGAAAAGACAAGAAAAAUACCAAGAAAGCAAAUGCAGCUCACCCCAUUCCACUUCUUCCUCACCUAGGCUUGGCGCUCAAAAAAAUCUUGAUCUACAGUGUCAGUCCAUAAGCACAUUCUUUCGUGGUCUUGGUGCAAGGCCAAAAGACUUUCAUGCCUAAAAAGAGAGUGUGAAGUUCUUACGACAAACUGGCUAAAUGCAAACUCAAUAGAGGUAAUCACAAUGUAUUUUCCAUGUUCUCGUUUUCUGUUUUUAAUCUUAUGCUGAUUGUGGACUCUUGGAAAACAGGGACUCGUCCACAGGUUAUAUUCGCUAUUUGGAUGGAUUCUUGAUGUCAGUUGUUUUCUUUUCUUUUGCCUUCUUAAAAUAUUUGUAUCGUCGCUUAAGCUUAUAUUACAUUUAUCGCAAAAGAAUGGACACAAGAAAUGUAUUAGCAAUGUCAGUCACCAAUGUGAAAACAUUUAAACCAUAAAAUGUAAUAUAUGGUUUAACACUUUGGGACUUACAAUUACAGAUUUAUGUAUACGGUUAUUCUAAUUACUACAAUACUUUAACCAGAGAGGAAAUAUGUACCUACUGGGAUGUUUUUGCCAAGUCUUUGUCAAUUUUACAAGCGAAUGUCCAAAUUCUUAUAUUAUAGCUAUGAGUUUUGGUUUCUCUCUUAUGUGCAGUCUUCCUCGUGGAUGGAAUUAAUUUUGUUUGUGAUUUCCGAGGAAUGUUGCCUUGUCUUGACAACAGAUAAUUAAAUUUCAUUGGGAUGGAACAUAUUUGAUUUUGUCUCUCGUAAAUUUGUAAACGGAUGGGGUAUUUUCAUAAUGAAUGACUGUAACCAUUGACAUGGAACACAAGUUUUUAUUUUGUCUAUUAAAAA